AUGGUUCAGAGUUUGCUACCUGUUUUUCUAUGUAUUGUCAUCUCCAACGCAGGUGUUUACGCCGCGAGCUUAUACAAGAGUGAUGGUCAAAUAAUGGUUCUGACCUCAAAAAACUUUUCCGAUUUUGUUCAAGCUCAGCCAACUCUCGUCCAAUUUUACCUGCAUAGUUGUGGUGCCUGUCAAAAUUAUGUUCCUAUAUUUAAAAGAAUAAUUAAAUCGGUUGCUGGUAAGGGUGUCUAUUGUGUUGUAAUUGCGAGUAGGGAAAUCCCUGAUGCAGUUACCAUAUCUGGACCGGACGCUCGUAUAAUCGCAAUGAUCAUUUUAGACUUCCAAAUGAACUCGUCAGUAAUUCUGCGGAGCCAAAUCAGUGAGGAUUCUCAGUUCCGGCUCGUUGAUAGAACUGGAAAAGUUGCUUUUACCAGUUCAGAUGAGGACGCCUUUCGUCAUUUUCUCACUAAGAACUAUGUAACUGUUCACAAAGAACAGCCUCUCCAAGACAGCCCAGGAUUGUCAAAUCCUGCUGAAAAUCAAACAUCUCCAGUCGCCUACUCAAUGCCGGUCUACGCUGCAGACAUCAUCGCAUCUCUCCAGUAUCUUCUCGUUCGUGACGUCGGCAUCAAAGCCACAAUCAAGGGUUCUGAUCUUGAUGCUCUAAAGGAGUUCAUGGCGGUUGUAUCCAAGUACCUGAAUUUAGGGCGGCGCUACAACGAAGAUGUGGCGUAUCUCAGGAAGCACAUUGAGGGGAUGUCAGAGAUCACCCGAAAGGAGUGGCACGAACUUGUGGCUGGGUUGAAUAUAUCGACCGAUCAGGUGCAGCACAUCGCCUGCCGUGGCAGCAAGCCAUAUCUGCGGGGUUAUCCUUGUGGUCUGUGGAUCAUGUUUCACUCCAUGUCUGUAAACCGCUUUCUGCAAAGUAAAAAGCCAGAGCCCAAGGCGCCCAUCGCUCACGCCUUGAAUCGCUUUGUGCCGCGAUUCUUCAGUUGCAGUUACUGUGCAUACCACUUCGCCAGACUGACAUCUAACGUGCGUCUUUCACACGAGGAUGUCUAUCCUGACAGCCUGAACGAGGAGCCGCCCUUUCCUUUAGUAGUUCCCGAUCCAUCCAGCCUUCCUGCCGCGCCAAAGUCCUCCCGCGACGAAGUACUUUGGCUAAACACAGUUCAUAAUUUAGUCAACAAACGGCUAUCGGGAAAUCCGUCCGAGGACCCGGCUGCACCUAAAGUAGUCUUUCCCUCCCCCGAACAAUGCCGAGCCUGCUGGUCACCUGCAGCACAAGCCAAAUUGAAGCGUGAUAAGUUUUCAGCGACUCCGGAUAAAACUGACGAAUUGCUGGCCUAUCUUGUUCACCACUAUAGGCCUUCUUCGUGGAGAUGGGACGGGAUAUCGGUGUCGUUUGAAGAUGUGUCACAAUGGAAACUAGUACAGCAGCCUAUUGACGCAUUCAGUACCAGUGACAUGGUCCUCGUUGGUGUAAUCUCCGUCUGUUGUGCUGCGGCUCUGGUCGUGCUGUUUGCCCUCAUUUGCUGCCGCUGGAGGUUCUCGAAACGCGAACACACACCGCUUCCCACGUCGGCAUGA
Mesocestoides corti is the source of this 1578-nucleotide messenger RNA. The record is from the annotation of a GenBank genome assembly. Lineage: Eukaryota; Metazoa; Platyhelminthes; Cestoda; Cyclophyllidea; Mesocestoididae.